UAUCCAUUUCCUUCUCUUUUCUCCAAAAGAAAAAUUUUAACCCAAGAUUAUUCUUCUUCUUCUUCUCAUCUUUUUUGUUUCUUUCAUGUUCUAAUUCAUAGCCACCAACAAUCUUUAAGAAAAAUAAAGAAUCCCUAAAGGAACAGGAAAGGAAAGGUGAGGAAGGAGGAUAAAAGGCCAUAAAAGAAUGGAGGAAGCUAUGGCAGAAAAUUACUGGUGUUACCAAUGCUCUCAAGUAGUGACCCCUAUUAUGGGAAUUGAGAUUAAAUGCCCAUUUUGUCAAGGUGGGUUUAUUGAACAAAUGAGCAGUGGUACAAGAGGCAGUGAAGACAUGGAUUCUGAUAUGGGAUCAGACCGAGCACUAUCUUUGUGGGCACCAAUCUUGUUAGGUAUGAUUGGUAAUCCCCGUCUUCGUAGAAGAUUUGAUCGUAUUGAUUUUGAAGAAGAGAAUAAUGAGAAUGACAAUGAUAAUGGUGAAGGUCGCCAUGAAGGAAAUACUGAUUUGGACCAAGAGCUCGAAUCCAUCAUUAGAAGGAGGAGGAGAAGCUCUGCUACAAUUUUGCAAUUGCUUCAAGGUAUUAGAGAUGGAAUGGCAUCCGAAGUGGAGAAUGCUGAGAAUGAUAGAGAUAGAGGUAUGGGUACGAGCAGGGAUCGGGAUAGGGAAAGAGAGCGUGUUAUUUUGAUCAAUCCUUUCAAUCAGACUAUCAUCGUCCAAGGUCCUUACGAUUCCAGUCAGAGUGGUCUGAGCCAAAACUCGAACCAUACAAGGUCUUUAGGCGACUAUUUCAUGAGUCCUGGACUAGACUUAUUGUUGCAACAUCUGGCAGAGAAUGACUCGAACAGAUACGGAACUCCACCAACGCAAAAAGAGGCAAUCGAAGCUUUGCCCACCGUGAAAAUUGAGGAGAUGCUGCAAUGUUCUGUGUGCUUGGAUGAUCUCAAGACCGGUAACGAGGCAAAGGAAAUGCCAUGUAAACAUAAGUUCCAUGGCGAGUGUAUACUGCCAUGGCUGGAGCUCCAUAGUUCUUGUCCGGUUUGUAGAUAUCAAAUGCCCACAGACGAAUCAAAACUGGAUUCCGAGAGACCAAGGGCUAAUACCAAUCGAAGAGAAAGCGGAAACAAUGUGCGCGGUAGCAGCGAAGAGGGCGAAAGAGAUGGGAGAAACGGGAGCGGGAGAAGGUUCUCAAUCCCGUGGCCAUUCAAUGGUUUGUUCUCGUCAGGAUCUCAAUCUAGUGGAGCCAAUUCUUCCGAUACUUCAUCGUCGUCUCAAUCCACAACUACUUCACAAAGAGAUGAGAAUAAUUGACAUUUCCAAUAAAUAAUUGGGUCGUAUUAGCAUAGCAUCCUCCUCCUCAUCAGUCUUCGCUAUGCUGCCUAAAUAUUUUCUGCCUUUGCUUUUUAUGUAGAUAGUAAUUUUUCAUUGAAUUUGAAUCUUGGGGGAAAACAUAUAUUUAUUUGUGCUUUGGUUUUCAAUUUCUCUAAUGUUAAAGAUCCUUGCCCUUGGAAGAGUUUCCCAUAUUGAUUCUUACCUACUCUUGGAUCCUCAUAUAUGUAAUUUCUUUCUUUUUUUUAUUUAUCUAUACUCAUUUGAUAAAAGUUAAAUUAUAAAUGGUGAAUGUUUCGAUGGGAAGAAUAUAA
Molecule: messenger RNA, 1638 nt
Organism: Gossypium raimondii (Peruvian cotton)
Lineage: Eukaryota; Viridiplantae; Streptophyta; Magnoliopsida; Malvales; Malvaceae
Product: E3 ubiquitin-protein ligase SIRP1
Exons: 2
Coding region: 188-1306 (372 amino acids)
Biological process (GO): protein ubiquitination
Cellular component (GO): cytoplasm
Molecular function (GO): ubiquitin protein ligase activity
Source: RefSeq, a predicted model, not a curated record